Carassius carassius (crucian carp) is the source of this 4990-nucleotide messenger RNA. RefSeq names its product filamin-A-interacting protein 1-like. NCBI's taxonomy places the organism in Eukaryota, Metazoa, Chordata, Actinopteri, Cypriniformes, Cyprinidae. The coding region runs from base 1336 to 4176 and encodes 946 amino acids. The record is from RefSeq and is a predicted model, not a curated record. The transcript is spliced from 3 exons.
UAGGAGUUGAUUCCUGAUGGAUACAAUCAAGUGCCUACUGCAAAUUUUUUCCUUUACAUUCGGAAAUGUCACAUUAGAAGUAAAAUGCAUUGCAAAUGCCGCUUCAUGUUUACAGCAAUAUAAAAUCCAGCAUUUAACAUUUUUUUUUUACAAAAAGGACAGAGAAAAGGGCGUGUUUUGUGUUUGCUAUGGUUCUCUAGAUUGUUGCUAGGUGGUUGCUAAGGUGUUGGGAUCCAAUUUACACAUUUAGGGGAUUUUUCUCACCCGUUUUAUCGUCCUCCAGGAAACUAAAUGUCUGAUUGCUCUAAGCAAUAGCACAUUAUUUGUGUCUGGAGUUGCACAUCAAAGUUUCGUUCUCACUGUAGGUAUGUUGGUAACCAUCACCAAUUAAAACUACAUCUGGAAGUUUCAUGUGCUCUUGAUAUUCAGGGUGUAAUUUAAAUCACAAGCACAUUUAUACUAGACACCAAAAAAUGAUGUCAUUCUAUCACCAUUCACAUGAUUUAUGAUUUAUAAGUCUCUCUGUGCACAUGUCACAGUAGAUCUGAUGAUUUCAGUAGAUUUUCCCAGCUGUUGUCUUAAACCUUUGCCAGUAUGAGCAAGUUAUGGGCAAUAAUGAAAUUAUUAUUAUCUGCUGAGUAAUAAAAAAAAAAUCCCCUUUUUAUUUAUUCAUUUACUGUCUCAGAUUUGCAUUCUUGUUGCAUUUCGGAGUGACAGGGCUUCAUCUGACCCAAAAGUGCGACAUUGUUCUCUUGCAAAACAAAACUUUUCCCUUGCAUUGUUGUCUGUUCCCAUGGGAACUUUGGUUGCAUGUGUGAAAGCAAGUAAUUGGGUCAUUUUAUAGUUUAUAUGAAAUGGAAAUGGAACUCUUGAAAUGAUACGUUUUAAUGCAUUGACUACGGCUCUAAUUGACUGUUUCCUAAAACAAUAUCCCGACUUCAAUCUCAGGGAAGAGAAUAAGACAGGAAACCUGAGAAAAGAGUGUAUGAAAAGCUCUCUGAUGGCUCCGCCUCCUUUGCCCAAACAAGGGCAGGACAGUUCCUAUGAUAUCACCAGCAAGUGGGGCAAUGCUGUUUCACAAAACAUUCACCUUUCACUGCGCUCAUGACAUGGUUGGAAUGUAAUUGUUAAUGCAGGUAACCGUUCAUUGAUGCUUUGAGCAGAGUAACUUCAAAAACAUGUUAGGCAUGGACCUACCUGGACUCCUUCCCAGCUAGAUGACUCAAGAGACUGUUGGAGCAAGAGAAGGCAUACCAGGCUCGCAAGGACAAGGAUCACAGCAAACGUCUUGAGAAAGUUCGGGAGGAGCUGGUUAAGUUGAAAUCAUUUACCUUGAUGCUGGUGGAUGAAAGGCAGCUUCACAUUGAACAGAUUGACCAGGAAAGACAGAAGGUCCAGGAUCUCAGUAAGAAGCUACAUGAACGAGAGAAGCAGUUGGAGCUCAUCAACAGCAAAGUUAAAGAAGACAGUCAGAGGAUCCAAAGGCUGGAGCUCGACCUAGAACAAAAGACCUCCAAAUCUUCACAGGAACAUGAGGAGAUGACCGCCAAGCUGGCCAAGCAGGAGUCUGAAAGUCGACAGCUGCGUCUGAAGCUGGCCAGCAUGUCACGCAGGAUUGAGGAGCUGGAGGAGGCCAAUUGUACGCUGCAGAAGUCUGAAGAGGACCUUCAGGAUCUGCGGGACAAAAUAAGCAGAGGGGAGUGCGGGAACUCGAGCCUCAUGGCUGAGCUGGAGAACCUUCAGAAGAGAGUUCUAGAAAUGGAGGGCAAGGAUGAGGAGAUCACGAAAACAGAAGCGCAGUGCAAGGAGCUAAAGAGGAGGCUCCAAGAUGAGGAGAAUCACAGCCGUGAGCUGAAACUAGAGGUUGAAAAACUGCAAAAGAGGAUGGUGGACCUGGAGAAACUGGAGGGAGCUUUCAAUGUGAGCAAAUCCGAAUGUGCCCAGCUUCACAACAAUCUGGAGAAAGAAAGAACCUUGACAAAGAGCUUGGCAUUUGAGCUGGAAACAGUUAAAAACCAUAUCAAAGAACUUGAGUGCUCAGAAUCAAGGCUGGAAAAGGCUGAGAUGGGUUUAACGGAUGACUUGACCAAACUAAAGUCAUUCACGGUGAUCCUAAUGGACGAAAGGAAGAACAUGGCAGAACGAAUCAAACAGGAAGAGCAGAAAAGUGAGGAGAUAAACAAACUGUUUAAAGCUGAGCAAUGCAAAGUCAUGGAGGUCACAGAAAAGCUGAUUGAGGAAAGUAAGAAGCUUCUUAAACUGAAGUCCGAAAUGGAGAUGAAAGUAUCCGCUAUUACCAAGGAGAAAGAUGACCUGAAAUCUAAACUUGCAAGUGAAGAAGAGAAACGAAAGGAUCUGAGUAUAAAGUUAUGCCAGAUGCAAACUAAAUUGGACAAGCAAGAGGAAGCUAAGUGGGAAUCUCCAAGAAACAGAGAUAAUGUAAAAGUUGGGUAUCCCAAUGAAGACAACAAGGUUAAAGAGCUCACAAUGGAGAUUGAGAGACUCAGGAACCGACUUAAACAGCUUGAGGUUGUGGAGGGCGAUUUGUUGAAGACAGAGGAUGAGUAUGACAUGCUUGAGAAGAAGUUCAGAACCGAGCAAGACAAAGCCAAUGCCCUUUCCCAGCUCCUGGAGGAAAUGAAGACACAGAUCACCAAGAACAAAGCCAUAGAAAAAGGAGAGUUGGUAAGCCAAGAAGCUGAGCUGAGACUACGCUGCAAGAUGGAGGAGGCCAAAACGAGAAAUCUCCAGGCUGAUGUCCAAGCUCUAAAAGAGAAGAUUCAUGAGCUCAUGAACAAGGAAGAUCAACUAUCUCAGCUUCAGGUGGACUACACGGUUCUCCAGCAGCGGUUCAUCGAAGAGGAGGAUAAAAAGAAAAACAUGAGUCAAGAAGUUAUCAAACUAACCAAAGAGUUAGAAGCUACUAAGCGUUACAGCCGUGCCCUUAGACCCAGCAUGAAUGGAAGGAGGAUUGUGGACGUUCCUCUCACUUCCACUGCAGUACAGACCGAGGCAGACAUGAACGAACACAUCGAAGAAGAGACUCCAGCUGUGUUCAUCCAGAAGUCUGUUCUAGAGGAAAAUCACAUCAUGAGUAAUCUGAGGCAGAAAGGUCUCAAGAAACCGACCGUGUUGGACCGUUACCCGCCGGCGGCUGCAGAGUUGGGGACGAGGAAGUCUUGGAACCCUUGGAUGAAGAAGAAAGAAGCGGUUACUAUCACUCAGGGAGUUCCAUCAACCAAGGAGGUCAAUGGAACAACAUCACGGACAUCACCAGAACUAACCAUGUCUCAGAAACCCGGUCAGCCCCUUCAUAUUAAGGUGACUCCAGACCAUCAGAGCAGCACUGCCAAGUUGGAGAUCACCGGUCCAUGUGCUGAGGACUUCUUCUCCAGUACCACCAUCAUCCCAACUCUUGGCCUUCAGAAACCACGAAUCACAAUUGUUCCUACUUCUAUGCUGCCAAAGUCAAAAACCAACGAAGUGCCAGCUGAACGGACAAAGUCUCCAGUAACUAUAACGGCCAUCUCCAGAGCUAAAUCUCCAGAGAAGGGUAAGGGCUCUUACUCGGAGCAUCCUGCUUCUCCUCUGUCCAUCAUAACCAUUAGCGCAACUCCAGUCUCCCAGACAUCCAUCUCUCCAGAACCUCAUGAGAUGACCAUGGGCAGGGCCGUGUUCAAGUUGACCCCUGAAAAGCAGACCGUCCCAAUGCCCAUCCGGAAAUACAACUCCAAUAUUAUAACCACAGAGGAUAACAAGAUCCACAUCCACCUGGGGUCACCAGGGUUCAAGAAACCUCAGGAUGACAGAAGUGGCUUGGUUACAGUUUGGCCUAAUGGUGUAAGUUCAGACAGCAGAGAGAUGCCAACAGGGACAGUUCUGCGCUCUCCCAGACAGACGUCAGCUAAUGUUGGGAACAUGAUCCAAGGCAAGAUGACCAGCAGCAUCACAAUAACUCCCAUCACCUCUGCCCCAUCCAGGUCUACUCAAUCUGUGCAUGGAACGGAUGGGCAGUCAUCUCGCUCCACGGCAACACGAAUCCCCAUGUCAAAAGGUAUGAAAACAGGGAAAGCGGUCUUGUCCACGACGUCACGCUCUGAGAGCCAGUCUAUGAAAAUUGAACUGAGGAAAUCUGCAGUUUGCAGCUCUGCAGCCGGAGCCGGAGGAAAGAGCUGAGAUUGGCUCAUGUUAAUGGGGCAAUGGAAUUUAAUCUAAGCACUACAGAACUGAAUGAAAUCUGAACAAAAGUGUUGCAAUGUAAAACAGAGCAAUCAUUGGCACUGUGGCAUCCAUUUCUACAUUGAGAAACAUUAUUGUAAUAUUGUAAAUACUGUAUGUCAAAUCAGCCUGAACAAUGAAUUGUACAGACAUUUAUAAUUGGACAUCAGACAGUUGGAAUGUGUGCAUGUGUGUGUUGUGUUAAAACAUUUUAACUAACCCUUCACCAUUUCUUUUAGUAUUUAUUUUUACAUUUCCAUUUCACUAAGGUUUUAUUCAGUAAAACUGCUUGUGGAGGUUUCCAGGGGGUUGAAAAUGCAUUGUAUUAAAUGUCACUGAAUGAAUUUUGUGAUUUCACUUAAUAAAUAUUUUUCUGUCUUCAGAAUACAUGGAAAUAUUUUUUUUUUGAGGGGGGGGUUGGGUUAUUUUUAUUGAUAUUUGAUAGGGAAUGCUAGAAAGAAAUAGUAUUUGUUAUUAAGUUUCUGUGUACCUACUGUAUGUACAGUAUAAGGGGAUUGAACUAAGUUCAGGAAACCUCCAUAAAUUGUGAAUAUCAUUUUAAACCAUAGUAUGUUCAGUGGAUAAACUGAUAUUUGUGAUUCACCCAUUUUAGAAACUAAAUAUUCUGACAGUAAAGGAAUUUGAUAUUAUUCCUAAGAUUAUUCCAAUGCCUUUUGUUUCCUUUCAGUUCAGUAACACAUUCUGAAUCAAUUUUGUUCAAUGACACUUUUGUUUUGUACGGAACAGCUGAUAUAAAUAUUUAUAAAUACAA